AUGCUGGCACUAUAUUAUCCUGCAGCAGCAGCAGCAGCAGCUGCUGCUGCUGCAGCAGCAGCACCUGCAGCAGCAGCACCUGCAGCAGAAGCAGCCGCAGAAGCUGCAGCUGCUGCAGCUGCAGCAGCAGCAGUACCUGCAGCAGCAGCAGCCGCAGAAGAUGCAGCUGCAGCAGCAGCAGCAGCAGCUCCUGCAGCAGCAGCAGCCGCAGAAGAUCCAGUUGCUGCACCAGCAGCAGCAGCAGCACCUGCAGCAGCAACAGCCGCAGAAGCUGCAGCUGCUGCAGCAGCAGCAGCAGCACCUGCAGCAGCAGCAGCCGCAGAAGCUGCAGCUGCUGCAGCUGCAGCAGCAGCAGUACCUGCAGCAGUAGCAGCCGCAGAAGAUGCAGCAGCAGCAGCAGCAGCAACAGCACCUGCAGCAGCAGCAGCCGCAGAAGAUGCAGCUGCUGCACAAGCAGCAGCAGCAGUACCUGCAGCAGGAGCAGCCGCAGAAGCUGCAGCUGCAGCUGCAGCAGCAGGAGCAGCCGCAGAAGCUGAAGCAGCAGCAGCAGCAGCAGCAGCAGCAGCACCUGCAGCAGCAGCAGCCGCAGAAACUGCAGCUGCAGCAGCAGUCGCAGAAACUGCAGCUGCAGCAGCAGCAGCAGCUGCUGCUGCUGCUGCGGCAGUAGAAGCUGCUGCUGCAGGUUCUGUCUGCUUCUGUCUCUGUGUAUCUCCUCUGGUGAAGGCUCUCCCUAGCAGCAGCAACAUAGCAGCACCUGCAGCAGCAGCAGCCGCAGAAGCUGCAGCUGCAGCUGCAGCAGCAGGAGCAGCCGCAGCAGCAGCCGCAGAAGCUGCAGCUGCAGCUGCAGCAGCAGAAGCAGCCGCAGAAGCUGCAGCAGCAGCAGCAGCAGCAGCACCUGCAGCAGGAGCAGCCGCAGAAACUGCAGCUGCAGCAGCAGUCGCAGAAACUGCAGCUGCAGCAGCAGCAGCAGCACCUGCAGCAGCAGCAGCCGUAGAAGCUGCUGCUGCAGGUUCUGUCUGCUUCUGUCUCUGUGUGUCUCCUCUGGUGUAG
Molecule: messenger RNA, 1050 nt
Organism: Eimeria mitis
Lineage: Eukaryota; Apicomplexa; Conoidasida; Eucoccidiorida; Eimeriidae
Exons: 2
Coding region: 1-1050 (349 amino acids)
Source: RefSeq, a predicted model, not a curated record